UCUUUCAUGCGUCCCUCGCGCUGGCACGUCCGAUUGGUCGAUCUGUGUACACGCGUGCCGUGAACACACUUUCACGAGAACUUUUCGGGACGGGUUUUUAACCUUCGCAGACGCGAUGUGUACCGCUCGCAAGGACAAUAUUGCGGUCUGUCACUUCCCCGAACAAUAAGUUUCGUGGAAAGGUGGGGUAGGAAGGACGGCGGAAGGCGGGAGUGUGAGGCGACCGUUGAACAUCUGUCACUGUGCGAGCUGGUGCGAAUAGUCAGCCGGUUCGUUUCAGUCUAAGUCCCCUGAAAAACCGCGACACACUGUCAUGGCACCCGCUUUUGUGAUUUUUUGAGACACAACGCACGGCCGCGCGCACGCAAGCUCGCACCCUCAAUCGUUGCGCACGACGAUUUCUAGACAGAUAUAAGCGGAAACCCACCCUCUUCCCUUCGUGCCACACGAUAAUAAAUCAUGAGCUCAGGUAGACCAAUAAAAUGUGUAGUGGUAGGAGAUGGAACAGUAGGAAAGACCUGCAUGUUGAUAUCAUAUACAACAGAUAGUUUUCCUGGAGAGUAUGUACCUACCGUGUUUGACAACUAUUCUGCACCAAUGGUUGUCGAUGGUAUUCCAGUUAGUUUAGGGCUAUGGGACACAGCAGGACAAGAAGACUAUGACAGAUUGCGUCCUCUCUCCUAUCCUCAGACAGAUGUAUUUCUCAUUUGUUUCUCAGUAACGAGCCCUUCAUCAUUCGAAAAUGUUACCAGUAAAUGGUACCCUGAAAUAAAACACCACUGCCCAGAUGCACCAAUGAUACUCGUUGGAACUAAAAUAGACUUACGAGAUGACCGUGAAACGCUUACUGCCUUAGCUGAACAGGGCCUUAGUGCUAUUAAGCGUGAACAGGGACAGAAAUUGGCAAACAAGAUUCGUGCGGUAAAAUAUAUGGAGUGUUCUGCGCUCACGCAACGUGGACUAAAGCAGGUAUUUGACGAGGCAGUACGCGCCGUUUUAAGACCUGAACCGCAAAAACGUCGACAAAGAAGAUGCAUUAUGUUAUAAACGAUGGAAGGAAUUGAAGGGAUUCAUAGAAAUUUUGCAGAUAGACGAAGGGAUAGAUGGACGGAUGGUCGGACCAACACUGUGAAAUUAUAAAGUAGUUACGCUGCGCUACUUAAAAAUAUAUUGCGUAUGUGUUCUAAUAUUUAUUUUAUUUUGAUAAAUUAAAAACGAAAAAUAUCUUAAUAUGAUUUUAUAUGUGUAUUGCAGGAGUUGAAAAAUAUAAUUUUUUAUUUUAUUAAUGUAAUGUUUUCUGUUUGUGCUUGUAACAGGAUUUUAAUAUUAUACAAAUUUUUGCAAAUUUUUGAUGCAAUUUGAUUUAUUAAUAUUAUUCGAAUUCACAUAAUCUGAAUAUUCUUUAUAAAAAUAAUAAUCAAAAGAAAUGUAUAACAGUUGAUAAUAACACAAAACGCUGAUAACAAAUACAGCAAUGCAAAGUUCACCUAAAUUGAAAUAUAUAAAUAUAGCACAAUGUAUUUUCUUAAAUACCAUAGUAUAUUUCACUCUCUUCCAUUUAUUUGUAUGAAAUUUGUUUACAUAAAAAUUACGGAAAAACUAGUAUGAUGAUUUAGGAAGAUAGAUAUCUUGUACAAA
This is a messenger RNA of Atta colombica, 1638 nucleotides long. RefSeq names its product ras-related C3 botulinum toxin substrate 1 (gene Mtl). The record is from RefSeq and is a predicted model, not a curated record. Bases 460 to 1047 code for a protein of 195 amino acids. Gene Ontology annotation, molecular function: GTPase activity; GTP binding. The transcript has 5 exons. Gene Ontology annotation, biological process: small GTPase-mediated signal transduction. NCBI's taxonomy places the organism in Eukaryota, Metazoa, Arthropoda, Insecta, Hymenoptera, Formicidae.